AUGCUGCACCCCAACAAUAUACAGUUCCAUCCUUCUUCCUUCCUUCUGAUAGGGAUUCCCGGGCUGGAAGAUGUGAAGAUCUGGAUUGGCUCCCCCUUCUUUGCAGUGUAUCUAAUAACCCUCGUGGGAAAUGUCACCAUCCUGUUUGUGAUCCAGACUGAAAGCAGCCUCCACCAGCCUAUGUUUUACUUCCUGGCCAUGUUGGCCUGCACUGACCUUGGCCUGCCUACAGCCACCAUCCCCAAGAUGCUGGGCGUUUUCUGGUUCAAUCUCAGGGAGAUUGUGUUUGGUGCUUGCAUCACACAGAUGUACACAAUCCAUAUAUGCACUGGCCUGGAGUCUGCGGUGCUGAGAGUCGUGGCCAUAGACCGAUACAUUGCCAUCUGCCACCUCCUGAGAUACAGCAUGAUCCUCACCAAUAAGGUGAUAGCCGUCCUGGGCAUAGUCAUCAUAGUCUGGACUUUGGUGUUUGUGACUCCAUUUAGAGUCCUUAUCCUGAGCCUUCCUUUCUGUGAUGUCCAGAUCAUCCCCUACACCUGUGGUGAACCCAUGGGUUUGGCAAAGUUGGCUUGUGCCAGUAUUAAGGUCAGUGUUAUCUAUGGCUUGAUUGCUUUUUCCAUGGGAUAUAUUGACCUUUCUGUGAUUGGAUUUUCCUAUGUCCAAAUCCUCAGAGCAGUCUUCUACCUCCCAUCCUGGGAUGCCCACCUCAAGGCACUCAGGACAUUUGGCUCCCAUGUCUGCUUAAUGUUGGCCUUCUACCUGCCAGCACUCUUCUCCUUCAUGUCACACUGCUUUGGCCACAACAUCCCUCAUUAUAUCCACAUACUUCUGGCCAAUCUGUAUGUGGUUUUUCCCCCUGCCCUUAACCCUGUAAUCUCUGGGGUCAGGACAAAGCAGAUAAGAGAGCGGGCACUUAGGAUGCUUAACCCUAAAAGCUAUUGA
Eubalaena glacialis (North Atlantic right whale) is the source of this 942-nucleotide messenger RNA. RefSeq names its product olfactory receptor 52E5-like. NCBI's taxonomy places the organism in Eukaryota, Metazoa, Chordata, Mammalia, Artiodactyla, Balaenidae. Gene Ontology annotation, cellular component: membrane. Gene Ontology annotation, molecular function: olfactory receptor activity; G protein-coupled receptor activity. The transcript has a single exon. Bases 1 to 942 code for a protein of 313 amino acids. The record is from RefSeq and is a predicted model, not a curated record. Gene Ontology annotation, biological process: G protein-coupled receptor signaling pathway.